Molecule: messenger RNA, 2124 nt
Organism: Daldinia childiae
Lineage: Eukaryota; Fungi; Ascomycota; Sordariomycetes; Xylariales; Hypoxylaceae
Exons: 2
Coding region: 1-2124 (707 amino acids)
Source: RefSeq, a predicted model, not a curated record
AUGCCGAACGCCCACGAGGCCUUCAAGGCUCUCGGCCCUAUCAAUUGGGAUGACGUUCCUCAGGAUCAGCUUGAUACUUUCCUCAAAGACGCAUUCACCGACGCCCAAUGCAUAGUCGAUUCUAUCCCGGUAUCCUCCUCGUCCCUGCAACAUAUGGGCUUGCCGCGGUCGGCCACUGACACGAAUCUUACCUCAUUACCCAACAGAGACUCCAACUUAUCAGACCGUUCGUCGCAGCUGAGAAAAGAAUGGAAAGAAUGCAAGAUUAACCCUCGUGAAAAUCCGCUGGGAUUGGAUGUUUAUAAACUGGCUGCUAAGGAUGGAAAGGGUGCUUGGUUUGCUAGACGUAGCGUCCACGAUAAUUUCACCUUUGAGAAAUGGAAAUUGGGAUUAGAAAAGGAAUUUGAUGAGAGUUUAAAAGUAGAAGGGGGACCUGGUGCGGGGAGCAUUAGAGGGAUUGGUGCUGAUAGAAAGAUCGUCAACCAAACUGUUGAAGGCAUCGGCAAGAUGCGGGUCUAUCAACUAUCAGCUCAAUUCCCUGGACCAACAGCACCUCGGGACUUUAUAGGUCUCCUACUAAGCUCCGAGUCGAUCACCGAUGCUCCUGGUACGCCUAGACACUUCAUGCUUGUCUCGAAACCGUGCGUUCAUCCAGAAUGUCCGCCACGGCAGGGCUAUAUUCGAGGCCAGUAUGAGUCUGUCGAGUUUGUCCGUGAAAUUCGAGUAGAAAAGCCUUUACGGAAAACCCGAUCAUCAAUAGACCUACCUAAUGACGAGGUUGCGGCAAUGAUGCGGAAAACUACCGAAAACCUUAGCAGAGAAGCCACUGUCCGUUCAGCCCGCCAAGCAGCCGAGCCUACUAACAGUGAGGGUGGAAGAAAACGAGGUAAGACUAUUGGGACUGCCGAUGUUGGUGACGAUCGAGAAGAGGACGACCACUACGAGACCGUGAUCGAAUGGUUAAUGGUUACUCGAAGCGAUCCGGGUGGUAGUGUCCCGCGAUUCAUGAUUGAAAGGGGGACACCGCCAGGUAUUGCCGGCGAUGCCAACAAAUUAGUCAAAUGGAUCUCAUCUAAGUCUAUUGACGACUUUGCCGAAUCCGAAUCCGAACCCGACAAUGAAGGCACGAAACCUGAACAUGAGAUAUUCAAUGCCGAGCGAGUAGAUUCUGAGAAAACGGUCACGGCGAGUUCUAUAUUAAAUACCACUCACCACUCGAAGGCUCCACGACCAUCAGCUACUAAACAGAUAGAAGAGAUUGAGGAACAGCCUGGCUCUGUGGGGGUUUACGGCAUGAUAGCAAAUGCCUUAAAUGCAGCAGCUUCUGCAGCAGCCUCACGCAUCCCUAAUCCCUUCGGUCCAGUUAACAGUGAAGAUGCAGACACGUCGGACCUCGCAUCUGAUAAUCGGGACGACGAUUCGUCUUCCAUCCACAGCUUCCAUAGUCUAGAAGGCGAGGGAAUAGCCGAACUUGACAAUGCAUCACAAAAGCCAGGGGAAAGUUCAACCCAGCUUACACCAUCGGUCACUAAUGGUGGCGCGGAAUCCACAGUCUCAAGCGAAUCGCUCACGACCCGCUCGGCAGCGCUGUCGCACCACGAGAAAGAGCUUAAGAAACUUGAGGAGCGCAAGCGAAAGACAGAGGAGAAGCUGCGGCGGGCCCAAGAGCGGUCGCUCGCUAAGCGCGGCAAUGGAGACACGGAAUCCCAGCGUGAAGAAGCCGCGAUACAAAAGCUGCGCGAAAAGCACGAGCGCGAGAUAGCAAAGCAGCAAGAGAAGUACCAGCGAGAAAUAACGAAACUAGAAGCAAAGCGCGCGAGCGAACAGAAGAAGGCCGAGGAACGCCGGCGUAAGAUGCUCGAGCGCGAGGAAAAGACUACCCUGGCUAUGGAACUAGAUAAGGUGCGAGCCGAGCGCGAUAUCGCGCAUAAGCAGAUGGAGAUCCUGAAGGAACAGAUCGGCGAACUGCAAGCCCAGAACACAAGGCUAGUCGCGCGCCUAGGUCGCGAGGGCAUUAACGUAGAUGAUAGCGACGGCUCGAGUUCCUUUGGCGGGAUCAAGAGGUCCAUGACGGAUCAGAUGUCGGAUCGAGAUUCCAGGCGCGAGAGUACACUACGUUUAUAG